AUGCCGAACUGGAAUGCAGACGACCUUGUCGCACCGGAGUGGCUCAACAAUGGAGACAACGCCUGGCAACUGACGGCUGCAACCCUCGUGGGCUUGCAGUCGGUUCCGGGCCUGAUGAUCAUGUACGCCGGCUUGGUGAAGAAGAAAUGGGCGAUCAACGCCGCCUUCAUGGUCCUGUAUGCCUUUGCAGCUGUCCUGAUCUGCUGGGUGGUAUGGGCCUAUAAGGCGUCGUUCGGCGAGCAGAUGUUGCCUUUUGUCGGGGUCCCUGGUCCGGCAGUCGCGAUGAAUUAUGAAUUGAAACAGGCCGUAUUGCCCGCCGCCGGGUUAACCGCCGCGUAUCCCAUGAGCACAAUGGUGUAUUUCCAGUUCGUCUUUGCAGCAAUCACCGUGGUCCUCAUUGCAGGUGCUGGCCUAGCAAGGAUGAACUUCCUCGCCUGGAUGGCAUUUGUGCCAUUGUGGAUCACGCUCAGCUACACCGUGGGAGCAUUCAGUAUUUGGGGAGGCGGCUUCCUGUAUCAAAUGGGCGUUCUGGACUAUUCGGGCGGAUAUGUCAUCCAUGUCUCGUCUGGCACCGCCGGGUUCGUCAUGGCCUACUGGGUUGGGCCGCGGCACCCUCGUGAUCGCACCGAUUUCUAUCCCAACAACGUCCUACUUGCACUUGCUGGUGUAGGACUUCUCUGGCUGGGCUGGAACGGCUUCAACGGUGGUGACCCAUACACUGCGUCUCCAGAUGCAGGUGCUGCUGUGCUUAAUACCAACAUUUGCACGGCGAUGAGCAUGUUGACAUGGACGGUCUUGGACUUGAUUUUCUUCAAGAAGCCAGCGGUAAUCGGGGCUGUUCAAGGUAUUAUAACCGGCCUUGUCGCCAUCACGCCGGCGGCAGGCUUUGUGGCAGGCUGGGGUGCGGUCAUCAUCGGGCUUUGCUCCGGGACCAUUCCCUGGAUGUCCAUGAAUAUUCUCGGCAAGCAGAGAUGGUUUCUGGAAUUCAGCGACGAUGUCGUCGGAGACUUCCACACGCAUUUGGUGGGCGGCAUCGUCGGCGGUUUCUUGACCGGCUUGUUUGCAACAAGUGAAGGCACCGCGGCCUUUGCCCUGGCGCCAACCGGCGGUGCCAUUGAUGGUAAUGGCCGUCAAGUUUGGGUGCAGAUUGUCGGAUUCCUCUUCAUCAUUGGCUGGAAUAUCUUCUGGACCAGUGCCAUCUGUUUGUUCAUCAAAUAUGUCCUGAGGAUCCCUCUAAGAUAUAACGAAGAACAGCUGCUUAUCGGCGACGGCGAGGUCCAUGGCGAGCUCCCGUAUGCAAUUUUCCACGAUGGCCUCCACGAGUUUUCGGCGACAUACAGCCGGCCGAACAGACAUGCCGAUGAGGAACAGGGAGCUGUCCUGGAGGGACAGGAGGGCCCACACGAAAUCAAUAGUGACGAUGGAAACCACGGUGCAAAGGAAGCCGGUGCUUCAAAAUCAACCAAGCAAGCGUGA
Molecule: messenger RNA, 1476 nt
Organism: Capronia coronata CBS 617.96
Lineage: Eukaryota; Fungi; Ascomycota; Eurotiomycetes; Chaetothyriales; Herpotrichiellaceae
Product: amt family ammonium transporter
Exons: 1
Coding region: 1-1476 (491 amino acids)
Biological process (GO): ammonium transmembrane transport
Cellular component (GO): plasma membrane
Molecular function (GO): ammonium channel activity
Source: RefSeq, a predicted model, not a curated record